This is a messenger RNA of Seminavis robusta, 1500 nucleotides long. The record is from the annotation of a GenBank genome assembly. Lineage: Eukaryota; Bacillariophyta; Bacillariophyceae; Naviculales; Naviculaceae.
AUGUGCCUUGAAGUUGGUUUGCAGUCUACUGGCAUUGAGGUCAGGUUUGAAACUGUUGGGAAUUGGCGUAUCGUUGGUGAGCACAUGUGGGUUGGAAGCAAUGUGGUGAACAUGCCAAGGACCGAAGACGGCAGUCCCAAUGUUGAAGCAUUCCCUUACCACUGGAGUGACAAGAAGGGCCAAUCUGUAGUCAGCCAAUUGCUCACUACAAGAUGCACUGGUGACAUGGACAGCACUUACUCAGAGGAGGGCAUGGUUCAGCUAGAGCUUCUACAGGUUGAUGCAGAAGGUGUAGCUGUUUCUGAUUCACCAAGAACUGUCUUUGUUCAAGAGUACACAUCAGUGGCUGGUGCACUGGGCCCUUUUGGGUGGUUUGACUUUCAGGUGAACUGCAAUUGCACUGAUAAUGUGCCAACCCAGGCACCCUCGGUAACUGGUGGUCCAAGCACAACUCACUCUCCAACAGGCUCCCCAACUACAUCCCUAUCGGGACGUCCGACAGGCUCCCCAACUACAUCCGCAUCAGGCUACCCAUCUGGACAUUCAACAGGCUACCCCACGUCGUCCCCAACAGCAUAUCCAACCGGACAUCCAACGGGCUACCCAACAGGCUACCCCACUUCGUCCCCAACAGCAUAUCCAACCGGACAUCCAACGGGCUACCCAAACUACACCACUUUGUCCCCAACAGGAUUUCCAACUGCAUCGCCAACAGGGAAGCCAUCCAUAGUAUCAACCGCUGAGCCAAGUUUGCCUAGCAGUCUUCCUCCAACUCCCCAUGUUCCCAGCAUUUGCAUCAUGACAAGGGAUGGGAGCCACAAAGAAUGCCAUGAGGUUCUGUCAGAGAAAGGAGCUGUUGUAGGCCUCAUGUGCCUUGAAGUUGGUUUGCAUUCUACUGGCAUUGAGGUCAGGUUCGAAACUGUUGGGAAUUGGCGUAUCCUUGGUGAGCACAUGUGGGUUGGAAGCAAUGUGGUGAACAUGCCAAGGACCGAAGACGGCAGUCCCAAUGUUGAAGCAUUCCCUUACCACUGGAGUGACAAGAAGGGCCAAUCUGUAGUCAGCCAAUUGCUCACUACAAGAUGCACUGGUGACAUGGACAGCACUUACUCAGAGGAGGGCAUGGUUCAGCUGGAGCUUCUGCAGGUUGACGCAGAAGGAGUAGCUGUUUCUGAUUCAACCGUUGUUGCCUUUGCAGAAGAGUUCAGCUCCGCAUGUGGAGGAUGGUUUGACUUUCAAGUGAACUGCAAUUGCACUGAUAAUGUGCCAACCCAGGCUCCUUCGGCUACCCAUCAGGAGAUUCAACAGGCUACCCCACUUCGACCCCAACAGCAUAUCCAACCGGACAUCCAACGGGCUACCAAACAGGCUACCCCACUUCGUCCCCAACAUCAUAUCCAACCGGACAUCCAACGGGCUACCCAACAGCAUCUUCAACAGACCACACCACUUUGUCCCCAACAGGAUUCCCAACUGCAUCGCCAACAGGGAAGCCAUCCAUAG